Molecule: messenger RNA, 420 nt
Organism: Fusarium fujikuroi IMI 58289
Lineage: Eukaryota; Fungi; Ascomycota; Sordariomycetes; Hypocreales; Nectriaceae
Exons: 1
Coding region: 1-420 (139 amino acids)
Source: RefSeq, a predicted model, not a curated record
AUGACGUACGAUGAGCGAUGGCUAAUGGAAGCGCCGCCGCUUUCACCAGAGAGUUCAGCGCCAGGGCAGGAUGACUCCAUUUCCUCCUCGACGUCAAUAUUUAAUUUGAGUCAGUAUCGAGACUACCAAGGAAAGGAGAUCAGCGUUCACGUCAUCGGGGAACAGACAAAUGCCCUCUGGCAGCCUCAAAAAUGCCAAGCUCUCAACGGCAACCAAGCCGAGGACUAUGUCGAUGGAUUGAGAAAGCCAGAGGCGCCCAUCGUGGUCUUCCCAGUACUGCCAAGAGCUUUCUAUUGCAACGAGCUGCGUGUCAAAAGAUGCAUCAAGGAACGCGGCGGACGAGAACUUAUUAAGGCCAUCGGCAGGCAAUUAUGGGAAUGGGAGCGUCUGUGCGGUCGUAGUGGGAAGAUCUGCCACUGA